Molecule: messenger RNA, 1314 nt
Organism: Artibeus jamaicensis (Jamaican fruit-eating bat)
Lineage: Eukaryota; Metazoa; Chordata; Mammalia; Chiroptera; Phyllostomidae
Exons: 3
Coding region: 73-828 (251 amino acids)
Source: RefSeq, a predicted model, not a curated record
GCGAGCGCCUGGGAACCCGGAGGCCUGGAUCCCGGCCGAGAGUGGAACGGAGUCGGCGCCGCCGCCUCAGCCAUGCCUCCUGCGCCCGCCCGCCCGGCCGCCGCGCCGCGCCCUCGCCCCGCGCUCCCGGCUCACUCGCUCCCGCGGCGCCCGCUGCGGCUUCGCCUCCUCCUCCUUCGCCUCCUCCUCUUCCCUCGGCUUCUUCUCUUCCUCCUCCUCCUCCUUCUCCUCUUCCUUCUCCUCCUCCUCCUCUUCUUCCUCCUCCUCUUUCCCCACCUCCUCCCCUGUCAGCCACCGCCUCCUCCUCCUCCACCAGCAACACUCCCUCCGGGCACCCUGGUCCCUGCAGAGUCCCCGGCCGGCUCAGCCUCCGCUGCGUCCCCCCUGGAUCCCGAGCCUGCUGAGCCCGAGCUGGUAGGACGGACCGACGGACAGGCAAGCGCGCGGCUGGCUCGCUCGCAGCGUUCCGGAUGCUGCCGUUGCGCCCCGCGGCCCCGCGUCGGGGAAGUUGGGAAUCGCCCGGGGAGCACCGCGAGGUGGCCGCAGUCUACUGUCCUGGCUGCACGGGGAGGCAACCGCACACACAGGACUCCGAGGCCUCCAGAUGAAGAGUGGACCGCAGUGCCAGCCGUGGGGAUGUGCGUCUCCCCCAAAUCGACUUUGGCACAUCUGGCCUGUCUCCAUCCAGGUCCAAGGGGAAGAGCUGGAGGUUGGAGUAACCCCUUGGUCAAAUGCUUCCAUAUCCAAAAGGAUAACCAAGAACCCAGACAGAAGAUGCCUCAAGGCGUCUUUGCCCUUGAGAUGAUGGGCCAAGGACCUUGCCCCUAGCCAGCGCCUUGGCAGGGCUCCAUCCCACACCCCUCUGAACCUCACUUGUUCACUCUCCACUAGAGCCAUGUCACCUCAUUCCAUGAAAAAGCUUUAUUUUUCUCAUGGUUAUAAAAUUAUGUGUAUGUGGUUUUAUAUCAGACCCAAUUGUAAAAGAACAAGGUAACAAUUAUUUAAAUCCCCACUAGCCAGGGGCCACCACGGUCAAACACUGGGGGAUGUUAACUUUGGACACCUUAGAAAACAGAUUAUGUCUACAUAUUUUGCUUAUUGUUGCUCUAGCCAAUGAAGGGAAGAAGCAUGCUGUUGUGAUUCUGUUUCCAUGAAGUUUGGAACUGGAUGUAGAAUUCAGAACAGUGGUUGCCUCUGGGAGAGGGUUGACCGGAAAGAGGAACUGGGGAACUCUGUGUGGAGCUAAAAAUGCUCUAUUUCCCGAUUUGGGUGCUGGUAACACAAAUGUAUACAAUUGCCGAAACUCAUCGAACU